AUGAAGGAAAAGCGAAUCAGAAAAAGAAACAGCAAGUACGGCGAUGACGACAAUAUCAAUCAACACAAGAAAGUAUGUGUUGCAGUUUUUAUGCGAUCGGUCGCUUGUAAAAAAUUAACUCAUCAAUUUUGUUUCAGGCCAGUAAUACGUCGAUUUCCUCUACGGGCGGUGCGACGAAGCCGUCUGAACAGCCGUCACAAACUGUCAAUGACCAAGACAGUGUCACUCGACACGAGAAUGUAUGUGUUAUGCAACACUUUGAAUAUCACAUUACUUUUUUAUACAAUCGGCCGAUUGUAAAAACACCCAACCCUUAUCAAACUCAUCAAUUUUGUUUUUUAGGCCAGGCAAACGUCGAUUUCCUCUACGGGCGGUGCGACGAAGCCGUCUGAACAGCCGUCACAAACCGUCGCUGACCCUGCCAUCGACGACUCAGCCAAAGUAAACUUUUAUUUACGACAAUCGGUCGAUUAGAUUUCGCCAACGACUGUGAAUUUUUAUCUCCUUUUUUUUUUCACAUUUACCUUUUUUUUCUAGCUGAUCUUGCCUCCACUUUCGACGCCGUCUGCUGAUGAUACUGCGGUUGACCAGAUGGACUCUACCUUUACUUCUAAACACACGAUCACCGUACCUUAGCAAAUCGCUCCCCAAACCAUUCAUAAUUCGAUUUAGGUUCCCUUCAAGCACGUGUUUAUGGGCCAAGAAGGUGGCGCUUUGUUCCGAGACGUCAGCCACGACAAAGUCGCGUUCUUAAUCAACGAAUAUGGAGGCGACACGUCAGUCAAGGCUCUAGAUCAACAGUUGGCAUCCAGCUUGUACGUUUAAACUAAACAUUUAAUUUUCCUAUUUGACAAUCGGCCGAUUGUACACAUUUCAAUUUUGCAGCAUCAUAAUAACCAGCAAAGACACGCCGACCGAUCCUCUUUCAAAUCCGCCUCGGCAUUUCCUGGUCUUUGAAGGAAAGCCAGUCGAUGGUUAACAGUAAUAGUUUCAACUUUAAUAGUUUUCAAAACACUUCAGUCAAAAUACUGAUGUGCCGAGCCGAGGAUUACAUCAUCCUGAAGGCAGCUUCUGCGACAUUUGAUUCCAUUGUCGACGGCACUGCACAGCCGCUGCAUACACGAUUUCGGUGUCUGCCGUCUGAUCUGUUGAUCUCCAUUGAAA
Messenger RNA from Caenorhabditis auriculariae, 1164 nucleotides. The record is from the annotation of a GenBank genome assembly. NCBI's taxonomy places the organism in Eukaryota, Metazoa, Nematoda, Chromadorea, Rhabditida, Rhabditidae.